AUGCCCAUGACCGAUGAAACGGACGACAGCGGGGGGGUUAUCCUGGAUGGCCCCUUUGAUCCAGAUGCGCAAGCCACCGUCACCGACUUCAUUGAUUUCACUGAAUACCUUCCCGCCGAUGUCAUCCGCUCCCAAACUCAUAUCCGCAAACUCGAUGAACGAUACCUCGAGUCAACCCAAUCCGUGCACGAGCUCCUCAAGAUCUAUGGCGAGCUCCCCAAUCUCCCCCCAGACCAGCGGCCAGACCCCAUCGAGCUGCGCGCAAAAAUCUCCGAGCAGCUGGAUCGCGCCAUCAAUGCGCGCGAGUCCGCGUUUGCGGAGGCCUCCCGCCUCUACGAUACAGUCGAUCGCCAUUUUGAGCGCCUGGGUUGCAUUCGCCAGAAGCUCGAAGCCCUACCCAUGCCUGCCUCGGCAGAGCCAUCUCCACCCCCAGAGCCCUCCCCGAAGCGCGCGCGCGGCGGCAAGAAAAAUGCCCGCGACCCCCCGACGCGUCUUACCCUUCGUUUGGACGGCGGUCGCAACCGCAGAGAUGGCAAGAGGAGGCGCAAUUCAGCCGUGGAGGGGGUAUUCGAUCCGGAUUCUCCGCUGGCCAGUACUGAGCAGUCAGAUGCUGACGCAGAUAAUGCCAGGGUGGCUCCCAAACCUAGACCUCCCAAGAAGGAGAAGGCGCGGCGCCCCAGCUCGGGCAUGGCGCAAUCAACGUCCCAGGCUCUUGCGCAAUUGAAACCUCCUCCAGUUGAUGCAAAGCUGGGCAGUGAAGAUUUACCAUGGCUUCGACUAACAGAGUGGGAGAUGACUAGGCUACGAAAGAAGAUGAAGAAGAAUGCUGUGUGGCAACCCAGCGAAGUCAUGAUUCACCGCGAGUUGGCUCUUUCUAAUCGUGGGUGGGAAGCAUACCGCGCCGCCAAGAUCAUUGCGGAAGAGACUGGGGAAGAGUUGAUCGACUGCGACAAUAUCGAAGAGACGAGGCCUGGCCAGACUGCCAAGGAUCUUGAAGAGACGAAAUUGAGCAACCGCGGGAUGAAACUGAACGAAGCAAAAAAAUUGAAGCGGGAACAGCUGGCCCGUGAGCAAGCCUUGAUGGAAGGUGAAGGAGUUGUAUUGCCUCGGCCCUUGCCAAGUCCCACCCAAGCAACACCCGCCACUAGUCGAUCAUCGCGGAAGAGGAAGCUCGAAGAGGCUGCUGUUGAUGAAACCGAAGAAAUUUCCGCUGAACCGGCCACUCCUGUCCCUGCCCCCGCUCCUCCUCCCGCACCUCCUGCGCCUCCUGUGCCUCCUAUUUCCGCUCCUGUUCCAACUCCUCCAGCACUCCCUUCGAGGUCUGGACCGUCUCGACGCAAGUCCAGCCGAGGAGCUGUCCCGGCUACUGAGCCUAUCGAUGAACCAGCCCCUCAAAUCAAGACCCAGGCUUCUCCUCCAGCGGAAACAAAAGCAUCACCACCUCCUCCUAGCCCUACAGGCUCUCGACGCUCUAACCGAUCCUUUGUCUUACCCAUCACUACACCUACACCACCCGUUACCAGACCAUCCUCCCGUCGAUCUGUAGCUGCCACCAUUGAAGGCGGAGCCCUGGGCAGCACCCUCGGCAGCAUUCCUACAGCCGUUGCAGCAAGCGGACGCGAUCGUCGCAUCAAGAGCGCUACACCAGCCCAGAAAACUCCCGUCCGCGAAUCAUCCCAUGGGCCCACCGCUGGUCCCACUCGCCGACGCAAGCGCCCUGCACCGGGCCCUAUCUCCACCGGCCAAGAUGGUGGCGCCGCAGUCAGCUAUGGACGACGCAAAGCCAAGCCUGGCAAGAAACGCCUCAGCGUCCGUGACUCCCAAGAUGUCCGCGUGGACGAAGAUGGUGUACUUGAGCAAAUCGACGCUAAUGAGCCCCGCUAUUGUUUAUGUGGAGAUGUCAGUUUCGGAACGAUGAUCUGUUGCGAAAACCAAGAUUGUGAUCGUGAAUGGUUCCACCUUGAUUGUGUGAGCUUGACUGAGCCUCCCUCUCGCACGGCCAAGUGGUAUUGUCCCCAGUGCCGAAUCAAGUUGCAUAAAGGGGAGGAUGGAAUUAUCAAGGGUGGGUCGCGGCGUUAG
Penicillium olsonii is the source of this 2079-nucleotide messenger RNA. The record is from the annotation of a GenBank genome assembly. Lineage: Eukaryota; Fungi; Ascomycota; Eurotiomycetes; Eurotiales; Aspergillaceae.